AUGUGUCCUAAAGAACCGUGGGAUGCACUAGCAAGACGUUUUGGGAGCAUUGAGGGUUGCCUUCUCCCACAGUUGAAUGAACAGUGGAAUGACAUCCGGUUUCUUGAUUAUAUGAUGGUAGGCGAUUUCCAAAGAGAUAUUCUUAAACUACAAGCACACGUCAAUUUUUGUGGGAUAAAACUCACAGAUAAAAACAUGAUUCAAAAGAUAUUGUCUACUUUCCCUUUGUCAUCUGUUAUUCUAUCCAACCAAUACCGCAUAGAAGUUGAUAACAAGAUAAUAACAACUUUCAGCAAGUUGAUCAACUUAUUGCAGGUGGCCGAAAGGCACAAUGAAGUUCUAGCAAACAACAAUGCUAGAGCCCCCAGGAAGAAGAAAAUUCCCGAGGCUAACUAUGGCAAGGAUAACAAGGGAAAACACCCCAAAGAAAAGAAGGUUAAAAAUGUUGAUUCAUAUUCUCAUGCUCCAUACUCACGUGGGGAUAAUAACCCACGUGGAAGAGGACAAAGGGGCCAUCGUGGAAGGGGCCAUGGGCGUGGAGGCCAUUCAAAUACAUGGACCUAG
Papaver somniferum (opium poppy) is the source of this 564-nucleotide messenger RNA. RefSeq lists its product as uncharacterized. Bases 1 to 564 code for a protein of 187 amino acids. NCBI's taxonomy places the organism in Eukaryota, Viridiplantae, Streptophyta, Magnoliopsida, Ranunculales, Papaveraceae. The transcript has a single exon. The record is from RefSeq and is a predicted model, not a curated record.